This is a messenger RNA of Nanorana parkeri, 1427 nucleotides long. Its product is annotated as octopamine receptor-like. The record is from RefSeq and is a predicted model, not a curated record. Gene Ontology annotation, cellular component: membrane. Gene Ontology annotation, molecular function: G protein-coupled receptor activity. Gene Ontology annotation, biological process: adenylate cyclase-activating adrenergic receptor signaling pathway. The transcript is spliced from 4 exons. NCBI's taxonomy places the organism in Eukaryota, Metazoa, Chordata, Amphibia, Anura, Dicroglossidae. The coding region runs from base 231 to 1391 and encodes 386 amino acids.
UUGUCUCCCCUGCCCUCUGUGCUCUGAGUUCUCCUGCUGGCUGAAGGCAAUUACUCUUCUGUCUGCUGCUGAUAGCCUGGCAGCGCAAUUAUAUCAAUGGACAGCAAGUUGUGCAACUGCAGACUGUGCAAGUGGUCAAUUCUUGGACUGUGUGGAGAUGGGGGCUCACCUUGGGUUGUGAAUGGAUGACUUGCAGCAUCUGGAAGGCUACAGGUCACAAGAGCUGAAAAAUGCCGAUGGACAAAAAUGUGUCCACGCUCUCCAACUUCUCCUUCGCCUCCUCGCUAAUGAGAGAGGAUGGGAAUAAGAGCUUAGAAAUUGCACCCCAGCAGGUGGCGGUUGGGUUGUUACUAACUGUGAUCGAUUUGGUCACCUUCCUGGGAAAUACGGUGGUUUUUAUCUGCCCCGCUGUGGAGAAGAGGCUGAGAACUGUAACAUAUAUGUUCAUUAUGUCGCUUGCCAUGGCUGAUCUCCUGGUGGCUUGCCUGGUCAUGCCUUUUAGUAUAAUCUAUGAGGUGACCGGGAUGUGGCUAUUUGGAAAGCAGUUCUGUAAGGUCUGGAUUUCAUUUGAUGUCAUGUUCUGUACGGCGUCCAUCGUCACCCUCUGCUUCAUCAGUCUGGACAGAUAUUGUUCGGUGGUUACUCCCUACCAUUAUUCCAAGAGGAUGUCACGUCACAGAUGUAUCGUCAUGACGGUAACAAUAUGGGUAUACUCUUCACUGAUAUCCUUCCUCCCUGUCAUGCAAGGCUGGAAUGAGAUCCCUGGGAUUGACUUUGACAAUGGGAAGGAGUGCAUCUUUGUGACCAACUGGACCUUUGCCAUUGUUGCCUCCUCCCUUGCUUUCUACAUCCCCUUCAUGAUCAUGUGCAGUAUGUAUUUCUUCAUCUACAGAGCUUCCAGGUUAAAAGCCACUCGUAUUGUCUCCCAGACACUGGACCUCCAUUACCACCCAAACAGCAAGCGCCAAAACAACUUGCAACUGGAGAAUAAAGCCACUAGGACCAUGAGUAUUAUUAUCUCUGUAUUUGUUAUGUGCUGGCUUCCAUACUUUGUCCUGAACGUUUUGAUAGCUGCAAGGGGCACCAGUUCCACCAGCACUGUUCUCGUGAAUGCCUUUAAGUACAUUACAUGGCUGGGGUACUGCAAUUCCACCAUCAACCCCAUGUUGUAUGCUUUUCUCAACCGUGACUUUCAAAGAGCCCUCAAAAAACUCCUCAUAUGUAGGCGAUGGAGGACUCAGGUGGACAUCGGAGAUGACAUGGUCUCUAUAGUGACCUUUUCCAAGACUGCUCAAGAUCCAGAAUAUAACAUACAACAUAAGUUACCAAUAUCUAACUGUGUCUUGAAGAACAAACAAGCCAUUAAAUGCCCUCCAACAGCACAAUGCUAACCAGAGGACAUCAGUUCUUGUUUUUUAUACUUGUAA